AUGGCCCUAGAUGGUGUGGAUGUUCAAAUUGCCUUAAUAUUUGGUGCAAGAAUAUAGUAUGUCUUCAAUUUAUUCAGAGGUAAAUUUGACUUCCUCGAAUGGCUCUCAGACAAUAUGCUCCUCGGUAUCAUUUCUUACCUGGAUCUUGAAGACAUUGUCAGGCUUUCUCAAACAUCACACAGAUUUGCAAAGCUGUGCUCGUCCAACAGGCUGUGGGAGCAGAUAGUUAAGUCAGCCUGUGACACCGUCACUCCUGACAUGAGGGCCCUGGCCAGGGUCCUGGGUUGGAGACAGAUGUUCUUCACCAACAAACUCUAGCUCCAGUGGCAACUCCGCAAGAGGAGGCAGAGACUGGGAGACCAGAGGGAGGCACAGCUGUAG
Castor canadensis (American beaver) is the source of this 381-nucleotide messenger RNA. The record is from RefSeq and is a predicted model, not a curated record. NCBI's taxonomy places the organism in Eukaryota, Metazoa, Chordata, Mammalia, Rodentia, Castoridae.